Molecule: messenger RNA, 1531 nt
Organism: Ceraceosorus bombacis
Lineage: Eukaryota; Fungi; Basidiomycota; Exobasidiomycetes; Ceraceosorales; Ceraceosoraceae
Source: the annotation of a GenBank genome assembly
AUGGUGGACUUUACAUCUGUCAAGCGACUCGUGGCGAAGGUGGGAGGAGGAGAAGGAGGGUACACUUCAGAAGGCAAAUCGGGAGGCAGGUUUGGAGGAGGCAUUUCCAACAAUGGGCCAGUCAAUACCAUCCCGCUGUCAGAGGUGUGUGCUGCGCUUCGCUCUUCUACGUCCUCGUCGGUUACUGCGGCUUCGCCUAACCAUUUCUGUCGCUUCGGCCCCACACAGGACAAGUUCGCAAAGUACGGCCUGAUUGUGCGAGGCGUACAGAUCUUUUUGGCAGCGUGAGCACCGGGACCACAGCUUUCCUUGCCGUAUGAAGUGUCGCAGCCACAUCUGACAGCCAAACAUCUGUUCCCUCCUCUCUCUUUCUCUCUUUCUCUCUUUCUCUCUUUCUCUCUCUCGCAACGCUUUGACAGGGUGGUCUUGAUCAUUGCCAUCAUACUGUCGUCCUUCCAGUCGAAAUGGAUUGGCGGCCCCUCGGGGCUCACGGGACUGCUCAUAGCCAUCUCCGUCCUUAGCUUGAUAACGUCAAUCGUCUUUGUCGCGGUACCCCUGAUUCACAGUCAGUCGGAUUUCACUAGGCUGAAGAGUCUAGCGAGAGCGCUUGGUGAGGCUCGGGUGGGAUUCAUCUUGAACGGAGUGUGGGUGGGCAUCAGCUUGUUGAUCGCGUGAGUAUGUGCUAAGUAUAGCUCUGGUAGAUUCGUGCUAGCAACUGACUCCCUCCCUCGACCUUUGCAGCUUGACUCAGACAAUCAGCGCUAAUGUCAAGGGCUGCAAAGCGCCUGCUUCGGAUGAUCACGCCAAAUCGAGUAAAGGCAAAGAGGAAGACUUUCUGAAGGUGCUGCCCGGCUUUUGCAACACGAAGCGAGCUCAAGCUGCAUUCACAUGGUUUUUGUUCAGUGAGUAUAUCGAGUGCGAGCAGGAUCCCCUUGCUGCAUGGACAGGCAUGUCGCACAUGGCUCAUGCUGCCGCGUUGCACUCACCCUCUUGCGCAGUUUCGUGGCUACUUGCGCUCGGACUAUUUUUGAGAGCCUGGCGUCUGUCACGCAAGAAUGGUCCUCGCAUUCCGCCGUUUGUGCAUCCCACAGACGACAGCGCAUUCGAGCCGAUCCAAGGAGAAGAUGACGAAGACCUUCAUCAACAAGACGCCAACCCUUACUCGAAUUACGGUGGAGGCGCUUCGGGUGGCAGGUACGGAGAUGGUGGGGAUGGAAGGUAUGGCAGUGGCGCUGGUUACGAUUACGGCUCAGGAGCGGCAGGCCGAGAUUCGUAUGGUGCACCCAUAGGCAGGCCCAGCUACAGCGCGGAGAACCCGUUUGGAGACGUCCAAGCUGCUAGGCCUUCGUAUGACUACGGCGCGUAUGGGAAUGCCAGCCAGGUCAACUUGCCAGGUUCAGGCAGAAGAGACUCAUAUGCGCCCAAUGACAGGCGCAACAGCGUCGACCCGUAUGCUGCCAUUCAGAAUCAGCUGCAAACGGAUCGUCCUCCUACCGGUCCACCUCAGCUUCCACCCCUUUAUCACCAUUAA